Messenger RNA from Aspergillus campestris IBT 28561, 1210 nucleotides. RefSeq lists its product as uncharacterized. The transcript has a single exon. The record is from RefSeq and is a predicted model, not a curated record. Bases 208 to 1086 code for a protein of 292 amino acids. NCBI's taxonomy places the organism in Eukaryota, Fungi, Ascomycota, Eurotiomycetes, Eurotiales, Aspergillaceae.
UGACAGGAAGACAAAGAGAUAUAAGAUGUGUCCGAUUUCCCGUUUUCGACAAACCCCCUUGAGAGACCAGACGCUGUGAGAACUUUCGCACAAUGUUCAAGUCUGGACAAUUCUUCCAGGACUGCUAGCACGUCCCAAGACAUUUUUCUUUUUAUACAUAUACAUACACACACACCCACACACACAUACAUACACAUACAUAAGAAAAUGUCCGACAUAACAGACUUCCUCCACCGGACCUCCUCCCGCUCCAACACUCGCAUCCCCCCCAUCGUCGCCGCGCACCAACGAUCAUCCUCCUGCAAGAUCUCCUCUUCUCCACCCCCAUCUCAUAUGGCCGCUCUCUCGCGCACGAAACUCCACAAAGAAACCUCCGCGCGAGAUCCCGACCUCCGCCGCUGUCUCGGCCACCACCGCCUCCUCCGCCGAUCAGUCCACCUCGCGCAAGACGACAUGCAAAAGGCAAUGAUCUCCUUCCAGACGGGCCCAGACCCGGAGUACGCCUCUGACUCCGACUCCGACUCCGACGACGAGGAGUUCGACGACUACUACCUCAGCAAACAGCAGCCUACGAGCCACCCGCGCGAGGGACCCCCCCUCCGCGAUCAGAUCGCUUCGGUGGUCAAGGCGAUGGUGCGGCGCAAAUUGUCUACUUCUUCUACUGUCACUGCUGCUGCUGCGACGGAGAAGGAAGACGCCAACGUGCCGUCGACUUCGGACUGGGCGUUCGCGAGUAGGAAUAGCGCGGAGGUGUCUGCGCAGCCCGGGAAAUUUGAGAUCAAAGCCGAUGGCGGGCUGUCAGCUUCGGGUGGGAUCUUACGGACUACUACCAUGGCUGUCUCGUCUGGGGAAAUGGGGGAAGGGAAAGGUGAUGAAGUCGAAAGGGAGGAAUCUCUUGACGUGGAGGGGAAAGAGAAUGUGGAGCCUCUCACUCAUAAGGAGUUUGGAUGUCCUCUCCAGCGACAGGUGUGCCAGGAUGAGCAACACCGAAACGACUUCAGAUCGUGGAGAAAGAGGCGACGGUUUCCGCUGGGGCGGAGACUCUGGUCGCCGAAUUACGAAGUGCGGGCUGGGGCUGCUUACUAGAUAUCCGGGUUUCUUGUUAUAUCCUGGGAUAGAUGAUUAGACGGGCUACGAUUACGACAUAAUACCCAUAUAGUUGCUAUUGCUGCUAUUUUUUCAAUUUAAUAUACUAUUUACUUCCUGGUGA